Nematostella vectensis (starlet sea anemone) is the source of this 1399-nucleotide messenger RNA. Its product is annotated as barH-like 1 homeobox protein. Gene Ontology annotation, cellular component: nucleus. The record is from RefSeq and is a predicted model, not a curated record. The coding region runs from base 216 to 866 and encodes 216 amino acids. NCBI's taxonomy places the organism in Eukaryota, Metazoa, Cnidaria, Anthozoa, Actiniaria, Edwardsiidae. The transcript is spliced from 4 exons. Gene Ontology annotation, biological process: regulation of transcription by RNA polymerase II; cell differentiation. Gene Ontology annotation, molecular function: DNA-binding transcription factor activity, RNA polymerase II-specific; RNA polymerase II cis-regulatory region sequence-specific DNA binding.
UAAAACUGAGUACUGUUUCUUUCAUCCGCCGACUGGUCCACCUUGCGCAGUGGGAAGUGCUAGGGCUUCUAACCAACCAACAUCUGCAUUCUAUUCGUCCAACUUUACACACUGCGCGCCCAGUAAUCUACUCCAGUUCGCGAUUUCAGAGCCACGCAUUUCUUUCCCCACGUCAUCAGAUAAAGAGAAAGCAUCUCGGAAGCUCGGAAUUAGAAAUGGACUCGGCCAACACCGCGAACUUCUCCAUCGACGCGUUACUAGGUGCUCAACAACAACAACUACAAAAGCAGCAACAACUAAACCACCACGUUAAACAACACCCAGCCCACAUGGCGACACAACUGGAGCCGAGAGUACCUGCACCCCGCAAGAUGGUCAACACAAUUCCUAUGUAUGAAGACGCAGAUCUAGAUCCAGAUUCAUAUACAGAGAAUACAAGUAACACCAAGUCGUCCCCUAUCACAAAAUCCUCCUCGUCAUCAUCGGAUAAACGCGACAAGCUUGCCAAAAAGCGCCGAAAACGCACAGCAUUCACAAGCUUCCAGCUCAAGUGCCUAGAAGACAAGUUCAAAUUCAGUAAAUACCUAACGAUAGCCGAGAGAGACAUGAUGGCACGCUCACUACAGCUCACGAACAGACAAAUCAAAACGUGGUUCCAAAACCGACGAACCAAAUGGAAGAGGGAAAACGUCGGUGAGGCGCUGCAGCUUAACUACGAGAUUCAAAGAACGGCGACGUUGCGGUGUAGUCCGCCCUGGCUACAAGUUUGUCCGUAUCCUCCCGUGUUUGGUGUCGAUCCAUCUUGGACGUCGUCCCCUUAUUUGUUGCAGAAUCCCCCUCGAUUCCCAUGUUCGCACGCUACGUAACUAUACAAAGUAAAAGACUCGCUACGUUAAGAUGCAAAGUAAAAUACUCGAUUCGAGGCCUCGAUUCUACGUGCACGCUUCGUAACGAUACGAUGUGAAAGACUCUUAAGGACAGACCUGCGUUUUAGCAGGGUUUGUGUUAUUAAAAGAGUCCCCUAGAUAUCACUCUAUCGUUAUUUUGAUCACGGGGAUCAGUGAAACCUAAAAUAAUGUGCUAUUGGUAUCGGUUGCAAGUUAAAAUAAAUAAUCAUUAAUUUCCAAUUUCCAUUUGCUUUAUUUUUAAACAUCGACUCUUGAUUAAAUGAUCUAUAUAGAAACUCUGUUUUAAUGGUCCAUAUUUUUUUAAUAUUUACAUUUGGGUGGAUUUAACAAACAAAACAUACAUUUCAAACAAGAAUGCAAAUGACAGUUUUUAUAUAAGAAAUGACAACAUUGGAAAAAAACGCCGAUGAUAUAAGAUGCCAAAAAAAUAUUUGAAAAUAUAUAUAAAUAUGUAAAUAACACAGUGUGAAUAAAAAACUUAUCUCAUUAAA